Molecule: messenger RNA, 2399 nt
Organism: Ricinus communis (castor bean)
Lineage: Eukaryota; Viridiplantae; Streptophyta; Magnoliopsida; Malpighiales; Euphorbiaceae
Product: beta-glucuronosyltransferase GlcAT14A
Exons: 5
Coding region: 658-1971 (437 amino acids)
Cellular component (GO): membrane
Molecular function (GO): glucuronosyltransferase activity
Source: RefSeq, a predicted model, not a curated record
UUUUUCCAUUAUGUUCAGUUUCAAUUCAGAAAGAAAAACAAAAUCUAACCUGAAAACCCUAACCCUAAGCUGCCAAUAUUUAGCAUUUGAAGACAGAAAGAAGUAGAAAGAUUUGGAUAUCAGUAUAUGCAAAUAAAUUGAGUCAGAGAGACAAGACAGAGAGUAAAAUAGAGGCAGAGAUUUAAAACAUAAAAAGAGAAAUAAAGGAAAAAUUGACACUUUUUCUGAUCUAGUUUGUGCUAUACAACAACUCUCUCUCUCUCUCUCUCUUCAACUUGUUAGUGCCAAUGUUAGCUAAUCUCAAGAUCCCAAAACAUCCAUUUGUCAACUCCCUCUCAAAUCCAAAAUUCAACUCCAAAAUCUUCAUUUGACGAAGUACCCAUCUCUUGCUUUUCCUAAAAAUUGAACUUUACCCUCAAAAAAUUUUAAUUUUGAUUAUUACCCAUUUCUUCUAUAAUCAUCAGAAUCAAAAAGGUAUGUUUUGAGUCUUCAUCAAUCCAUAUGUUUAUUUCAUUUUAAACAUGAAAUUUAGCAUAAGAUUUUGAACUUUGAUUUGAUUUUUUUUUUUGGGUGCCAACUUAUGCCCCAUUAUCAAUUUAACCACCGAGAACAAGAACAGGAACAGGAACAAGAUUGGAUUUUACUGUUGUUAUUACUAUGGGAGCAGAGAAAAGAUGGCUUUUUACACUCUUCUCUGCAGCAUUUAUAUCUCUUUUGUUUCUCUUAUUUUACUCAAUCUCUGCUCUUAGUUCUCCAAAAUCUUUCCCUUCUAUAGUCCGUCAUGGCACCCACUAUCCUCCUGCUUUUGCCUACUAUAUCUCCGGUGGCCGUGGUGAUGGGGACCGGAUCCUAAGGCUAUUGCUGGCUGUAUAUCACCCAAGGAACCAUUACUUGUUGCAUUUGGGUGCUGAUGCAUCUGAUGAGGAAAGAGCGAGACUUGUUUGGGCUAUAAAUGCAGUGCCUGCAAUCAGGUCAUUUGCUAAUGUUGAUGUUGUUGGGAAGCCUAGUCGGCUUGUUUAUAUGGGUUCGUCUAAUUUGGCUGCAACUUUGCGUGCUGCUGCCAUUCUGUUGAGGGUGCAAUCAGGAUGGAACUGGUUUGUCGCACUGAGUGCAUUUGAUUAUCCCUUGUUGACUCAGGAUGGAUGUGUCUCCUUCCUCCCUUGUUGUAGGUCCUCGCAAUUGCCUAAUCUGCUGCAUUGCUGGCAAAAGCACUGCAUAUAUUUUUCAUUGAUUGAUAUUAUGGCUUCAGAACUCAUCAUACUUGAUUUGUCUCAUGUUUUCUCCUCCAUUAGCAGAGACUUUAAUUUCAUAGAUCACACCAGUGAUCUUGGGUGGAAAGAAUCUCAGAGAUUCCAGCCUAUUGUUGUUGACCCAGGAAUUUACCUUGCAAGAAGGAGCCAGAUUUUUCAUGCCACGCAGAAGCGUGGAACACCUGAUGCUUUCAAGGUAUUCACAGGUUCCCCAUGGGUCAUCUUGAGCCGAUCAUUUCUUGAAUUUUGCAUUCUUGGUUGGGAUAACCUUCCACGAACCCUUCUUAUGUACUUCAACAACAUGAUAUUAUCUGAAGAAGGCUAUUUCCACUCUGUCAUAUGCAAUGCACCAGAGUUUAAGAACACUACCGUGAACAGUGAUCUGCGGUAUAUGGUCUGGGACAAUCCUCCAAAGAUGGAACCACAUUUCUUGAACAUUUCUGAUUAUGAUCAAAUGGUUCAAAGUGGGGCAGCUUUUGCAAGACAGUUCAAGAGGAAUGAUCCUAUACUAGACAUGGUUGACGAGAAGAUCCUCAAGCGUGGAUAUAACCAAGCUGCUCCAGGUGCUUGGUGCACUGGCAGGAGGAGCUGGUGGAUGGAUCCUUGCUCCCAAUGGGGCGAUGUAAAUGUGGUUAAGCCUGGUCCGCAGGCCAAAAGAUUUGAAGACACUAUCAGAAACCUUCUUGAUGAGUGGAAUUCACAGAUGAACCAGUGCAAAUGAAGUUGCGUUUGAAAGGCUUAUUGUCCAAGACAUCGUGCAAGACUUUUGCAUCUGAAUUUCUUCCAUCAAUGCAAAGAUUUUCCAUCCCUUGAUCUUUGAUUCUUUGGUCCUUGGGUCCAUUUCACGGGGGAUUCAAUUACACGCUAUGAAUGUUUAUAGAAGUGGCAGAGUUGAAGGGAUAAGCAAGUGAAUUCGCUUGGGGUUUUUGGUUGUAUACUGUCACGGUAGUAUCUGUUUCUAGAGCCACCAACAGUUGGACAGUUUCAAUCAAUAAGAACAUCUCCCUCUUUGUGCUGCCCUUGGCAAGUUGUUGUAUGUUAAAGUUCUUUUGUUGUUUAGCAUUCUUCCAACUCUGUAGCAGAAGCUCACUCAUUUGUUUCCAAUUUAUGCUCAGUUAACCAUGUAUAAUGAUAUGAUGCUUCUCUUCA